Messenger RNA from Haliotis rufescens (red abalone), 2851 nucleotides. Its product is annotated as innexin unc-9-like. Gene Ontology annotation, cellular component: plasma membrane; gap junction. The coding region runs from base 147 to 1304 and encodes 385 amino acids. NCBI's taxonomy places the organism in Eukaryota, Metazoa, Mollusca, Gastropoda, Lepetellida, Haliotidae. Gene Ontology annotation, molecular function: gap junction channel activity. The record is from RefSeq and is a predicted model, not a curated record. The transcript has 4 exons.
GGGAAAGAUCACACAAGGGGGAGUUUGAACUGAGUUGCGCUUCGGUCAUUGAUAAAAUAUUGAUGAAGGCCAGAGAACAAACGACGACGACAAUAAAGUUGGGAAUCUGCAAAAUUAUAUGUGAACGUUGAUUUCGACUUGACAGCAUGGUGUUUGGUAACAUCGACCCCCCUUCUAUCCGUGUAACACCUCCAAACUCCGACGACGACAUCGCCGAUCGUCUCCACCACAGAUGGACGGUGAUGUUGCUGGCAUUGUUGUCUGGGUUGGUCAUGUAUCAGGGAUAUGUUGGCGAUCCAAUCCAUUGUUGGUGCCCCGCUCAGUUCUCCGAUUCUCACUGUAACUACACCGAGGCUCUGUGCUGGAUCCAAGAGACAUACUUCGUACCCAUUGAUGAAAGUCUCCCCACAGAGGAUGGCAAUAAAAACGCUAAAAUCAAGUACUACCCAUGGGUGCCCGUGAUUCUACUCUUUCUGGCCCUCAGCUACAAAGCUCCAAAUACCAUUUGGAAAAUGUUGAAGACGGCGAGCGGAGUGAACCUUUAUAAGAUGAUCAGCCAUUGCAAUGAUUGCCAGAUUGGCAAGGAAAGGGAACGCGCGAUUGAAGAAGUUGGAGACUUCUUAGAUCGGUGGUUGACGAAUUCAAAAAGAGCAACUUACGGAACAGUUCAUGCUGUCAUUGAAAAGACAUCUGCUUGCUUUUGUUUUUGUCUUGGGAAACGGACUGGGACAUACUUAGCAGGCCUGUAUCUGGGUGUUAAGAUCUGCUAUCUGGCAGUGUCUAUCAGCAUGAUAUUAUUAUUGAACAAAUUUCUUGCCAUCAAAUAUACAUUUUACGGAUAUGAAGUUUUAGAAAACAUUGUGGCUAACAGAGAACUCCCUGAAUCACCGCGAUUUCCCACAGUGAUAUUGUGCGAGUUCGAUAUUCGACAAAUGCAAAAUAUUCAACGGUACACCGUACAAUGCGUGCUUUCUGUGAACUUGUACAAUGAAAAGAUAUUUGCCUUUUUGUGGUUCUGGUUUGUGCUGAUGAUGAUGCUAGGCCUCUACAGCUACAUCAUGUGGCUCAAGAGGAUCAUCAUCCCGUCAAUGAGGCGUGACUUUGUGAAUGAAUAUCUGAGCUAUAUCGAUAAAGAUCUUCUUAAGGGGAAGAAUUUGAAAGUCGUGGAAAAAUUUACCCGUGAUUAUCUCUCAACGGACGGUGUAUUUGCCCUCAGGAUGAUUGAAUAUAAUACAAGUGUAGUGGUUGUUAUGGAACUCAUGAAGUGUCUCUGGAACAAAUAUAAGAGAUCAAUCGAGGCGUAGCAAUAUUAAUACAAUUAUCGAUAUGUUAUAGAUGUAUGGAGACAUUGUUCCAAAUAUACAUGCUGGUUGGAACAUUUCAGGAACCGUGACAAAACGUACGUGCAGACAUGUUUCAUGACGGAUCAGUCCAUGACAGAGAUAGGUUCAUGAUAGAAGUAGUUAAGUUCAGGACAGUUCAUCGAUAACAAAUAAUAUUACUCGAUAUAUAAUGAAUAACUCAUCAGGAUGCCAGUUCAUGGCCAAUGGUAGUUUGUUGUGAAUGUUAAUUCACAUUGAAUUAGUUUAUGUUGUGUUUAUGUUAUGUUAUGUUAUGUUCUUGUUUAUCUUAACUUUACGUAGCCGCCCAUGUUGCUUCCGUUAAGAGGUUUUCUAUCAAAGUUUUAUUUUCAUAUCUAAUAGUAGUUUAACCAAACAUUCCACGCUCAUCCCAUUGGCACUUCCCAUUUUAACACUAGCGACGUAUUUUGAUGUCAUGCAUCAAAUAUCUGAAUGCUGCCAUACAGUGGGACUUCCCAUAUUCUGGGGCCAGGCCAGGGCAAAUUGACGUAACAUGUUUGAUUCAAAUCAGUCAAACACCAAAAUAGUUAUCUGCCAUGACCAAUUUGAUUAUGGGAUAUCACUCUAGCAGUUAAUUGUGAUGUCGGUUACCUAUAGAAUAUGCCAACAUUCCCACUUGACACUUAUUACAACGUCAAGGCAUUGGUUGAAAAUGGGAUCCAGACUGUGGAGCACAUCCCUGUAAAUUCGUUAAUUCCUGUUCAAAUGAAAACCGAUACAAGGUGGCAAGGCGUGCCUCCUCAUACAAUCGUUCUAUGCAUGAUAACGUUUCAGGUAAUGCGUCAACCGUUUGGGAUCUAUAUAUAAGUUUCACACUACAUUCCUUGUGAUGACGAUGCUCUAGUUGUUGAUGUUGACGUCACUGUCAUGAGGUCUCCCUGUAUGUUAUACCGUCUACUCCCCAGAAAAAGGUUCAGUUAAUUGGCCAUCGCAUGAUCCGACGUCAUCAACAUAUUAUGACUGUGAUAUUCUAAGGAUUGCAUGAGGCAUAUUUCAAUAUUGCUGUUGUUUUAAAGAAUGUGAUAUCAUAUUCGUCUGUUUGAUAUUUAAGGCACGGCAUUUCGCGGUGCAAAGUUGCGUCCCUUUGGCAUGCCAGGAAUCUAUGAGCAUGGGUUCAAAUCCCAGAUUCGCCCUGAUUAUAUUCUUUGGUUUAUCAGCGCCAUAUCCAUGCUCUCAAAUUUUACCAAAUUGGUAAACAUCUUAUGCCUGUAGAAUUUCGACGUGAUAUAACUGAAAUACUGUUCGAAGUAGCGUGAAAACGAAUUCCUUCACUGUUUUCUAAUGUACUACAUUCCAUUACCUCACACAUGACCAUUUUCUUUUUUUUAAAUACUACUACUUUGUGGUCCCCGUAUUUGUAUUGGGAUAGCGAGUCGAUGAGAGGUAGCAAGUUGUCGUUUUGGAUAUCUUUAGAUUUACUUUUGUUUCAUGGAUAAUCUUUUAUAUUUAGGUUUUGUAUAACUUUAUGAAUAAAAAAGUUCAUACAAUGA